Phytophthora infestans T30-4 is the source of this 2007-nucleotide messenger RNA. RefSeq names its product mitogen-activated protein kinase, putative. The record is from RefSeq and is a predicted model, not a curated record. The coding region runs from base 1 to 2007 and encodes 668 amino acids. The transcript has a single exon. Gene Ontology annotation, molecular function: MAP kinase activity; ATP binding. Gene Ontology annotation, biological process: protein phosphorylation; intracellular signal transduction. Gene Ontology annotation, cellular component: cytoplasm; nucleus. NCBI's taxonomy places the organism in Eukaryota, Oomycota, Peronosporomycetes, Peronosporales, Peronosporaceae.
AUGAGCUCACAGGACGGCGCUGGUCGCGCAUCUGAGGACAAGAAUGGAGACGGCGUGUACGUGACGAAGAACCGCUCGCUCUUCUCCAUGUGGCUGCACGGCAAGGCGAUUCCAAGCCGUUCUGGUCCGGCCGUGGUGUUCCGCUCGGCCGACGUGAUACAGGAAGGGUAUUUGCUCAAGCAGGGCCUGCGACUUAAAAUGUGGUCCCGCCGCUACUUUAUACUGCGACUCGAGGAGCGACACAUGACUCUAGGGUAUUAUACCAGCAAGGACUCUCUGACUUUAUGCUCCGAGACGCCCAUCGGACCAGGACACUUGUUGGGACACGUCAACACGACCAAAUACCCGCGUCGUCUCGAGUUGCGCUGCGGUACAAAGGUCAUGGUACUCGAGGCGGAGGACCAAAAGUCGUAUGAAGCCUGGAAGAACGCCCUCCAAGAAGCGAUACGCUGGAACCACGCCAUGGUGCCUUCAAAAGACGGCAGUUUUGUCACGUACGGGAAGCAAGCGACCGAGGAUAUAAAACAAGAGGAACGCAGUCGCGCCGAGGCGGCCAAGAAGCUGCGAGAGAAGCAGCGAGCGGACGAGGCCGCCGCCGCCGCCAACGCCGCCAAUAAACCCAAAUAUCUGCCCGCGACACGCCCCGGGACGCAAUGCUUUAUGACAUCGAAUACAAGAUUUGAGAUUCCCUCUCAUUUCGAAUAUGUCAAAACCAUCGGCUCGGGCGCCUACGGAGUCGUCAUCUCCGCUACGAGCUCGCAAACAGGCACCACGGUGGCAAUUAAGAACAUCCAGCGCGCGUUCGACGACCUGACGGACGCCAAGCGCAUUGUACGCGAGAUUAAGCUCAUGCGCCACUUGAACCACAAGUGCGUGCUUGGGGUGGAGGACAUUUUCGAGCCCGUGGCGCUGUCCAAGUUCGAAGACGUGUACAUUGUGUCCCAAUUGAUGGCUACAGAUCUCCACCGCGUCAUCUACUCGAGACACGCGCUGUCGGACGAACACAUCGCCUUCUUCAUGUACCAGAUGCUGUGUGCCAUGAAGUACGUGCACUCGGCCAACGUGAUCCACCGAGACCUGAAGCCGUCCAACGUCCUGGUGAACGCCAACUGCGAGCUCAAGAUCUGCGACUUCGGACUGGCGAGAGGCGUUUUCCCCGAAGAAGAGCUGGAAUUGACAGAAUACGUAGUCACAAGAUGGUACCGAGCGCCGGAGAUCAUGCUGGGGUGUAUGAAGUACACUCGGGAGGUGGACGUCUGGUCCAUGGGCUGUAUCUUCGCCGAGAUGAUGUCGCGCAAGCCUCUUUUCCCGGGACAGGACUACAUUGAUCAGCUGCAUCUCAUCAUGAACGCGCUGGGGGCUCCAAACGACCAGGAUCUCUACUUUUUGAGCAACGCGCGUGCUAGGAAGUUCAUGAACGCCGAGUUCCAGAAGCGCGGACCCAACCCGACGAAGCCUCUGGCGCACAUGUUCGCAGAUUCGCCUCCAGACGCUCUGGAUUUACUGCAGAAGAUGCUGGUGAUUGACCCGAAUAAGCGGAUUAGUGUGGACGAGGCGCUGGCCCAUCCGUACUUGGCUGCGAUCCGGAAUGUGGAGGACGAGACGACCGCCACUUCGAGCUUCGAUUUUGACUUUGAGAACGAGAAAUUGACGAAACCCGUGCUGCAGAGACUGAUCUGGGACGAGAUGAGGCAUUUCCACCCUGAAGUGGGCGACGAGACAGCGACGGAGGGAGAUGACAGCAGUGUCGCUACCACGCAGGCUUCUAUCACACCCGUGACACCUGUGACCCCCGCUACGGUAGAGCAAGACACAACAGAGACGACAAGUGACAGCUCGGACGCCCCUGUCAAGGUAUCGACGCCAACAGCGUCAGAGGAAGCCAAGCCAGAAGACGAAGACGGGGAACAACACAGCACCAAUAGCGACAAGAUCCAUAGGACAGACAAACUGACAGACGCACAGACGCGACAAGAGGCCGGCGAACCAGCUCGGGAAGUCGCAUAA